Aspergillus tubingensis is the source of this 1017-nucleotide messenger RNA. RefSeq names its product LolO protein. The coding region runs from base 1 to 1017 and encodes 338 amino acids. The transcript has 3 exons. Gene Ontology annotation, molecular function: dioxygenase activity. Lineage: Eukaryota; Fungi; Ascomycota; Eurotiomycetes; Eurotiales; Aspergillaceae. The record is from RefSeq and is a predicted model, not a curated record.
AUGGUCGGAAUCGAAAUUGUCGAGCCGGCAGAUAUUCCUGUGAUCGACUUCCAAACUCUUUCAACUGGCACUCCACAAAAACGCAAGACUGCUUUGAAACAACUAGAUGAUGCCUUCCAAUCGGUUGGACUUAUACAUCUUUCCAACCAUAGCAUCGGUCAGGAUCUCGUAGACGAGGCCUUCGCAUGGUCUAAACGCUUCUUUGAUUUACCGGAUGCCGUGAAGGAACUAGUUCGUCACCCUCACGACGCCCAAGACCACCGUGGCUGGACAGCUGCUGGUACUACCGUCUCAAGUCAAGGGGAGAUCCCUACCCGAGUAAGAUUUCCAAUCCUCACUUCAUCCGGAAUCGAAUCCUGCCAGAAGAAAUAUUUCCCGGCUUUGAAGGCUUUCACGAAGAGGUGGUGGGAUGCAUGUGUGGAGCAAGAGCUUCAACUCCUCCAGUACCUCUGUGAAAUCCUUGAGAUUCCGGACAAAGAUCUUCUUGGGAAACAGCAGAAUCCGCACUUCAAUCGCAGUGCAACCGGUUGGAAUCAUUAUCUGUCUGUACCCGCUCAAUACCUGACGAGUGGACAGUCCACUCGUCUCAAUGCGCAUACAGACUAUGGGCAGUUGACUUUACUGUUCCAGGAUACAACGGGUGGACUUGAGGUUAAGGAUGACGAGGCCGGCGUUUUUAGGCCUGUGCUCCCUAGACCCGGUAUGGCCAUCGUUCAGGUUGCCGAUAUGUUGGAGAGACAGUCCAAUGGGAGAUGGAAAAGCGCCUUGCAUCGGGUUACGAUCCCUCAUCACCUGAAGCAUAGUGAUCCGGGCGAUGGUACGUUGAUUGAGCGAUAUUCGAUUGGUUUCUUUAUUCAGCCUGACUUCGAUCUGGUUAUAAAACCUCUUCCGGGUUGUGAAGCUAAAGGAAGAUGGUCAUCACUCGAGUGGGAGGAUGAAAUUACUGCCGGUGAGUGGCUGACUAGGAGAGUUGCCCUGGAAUACCAACAAAAGGGCUCAUCCAAGUCCGCAGCAUAG